Molecule: messenger RNA, 1668 nt
Organism: Heteronotia binoei (common prickly gecko)
Lineage: Eukaryota; Metazoa; Chordata; Lepidosauria; Squamata; Gekkonidae
Product: engulfment and cell motility protein 1-like
Exons: 17
Coding region: 76-1668 (530 amino acids)
Biological process (GO): cell motility; actin filament organization
Cellular component (GO): guanyl-nucleotide exchange factor complex; plasma membrane
Source: RefSeq, a predicted model, not a curated record
AGCUGUGAAUGAAAGAGCUACUCUGCAGCCUUUGGUGUUCAAUUUUAUAAGCUUUAAAGAACAGUGGGAGCAAAAAUGCCGCCACCUGCAGAUAUCGUGAAAGUGGCUAUAGAAUGGCCUGGUGCCUUCCCCAAGUUGAUGGAAAUUGAUCAGAAAAGGCCUUUGUCUGCAAUAAUAAAGGAAGUCUGCGAUGGGUGGUCUCUUUCAAAUCACGAGUAUUAUGCACUGCAGCAUGCCGAUGGUUCCAAUUUCUAUAUCACCGAAAAGAACCGCAAUGAAAUUAAAAAUGGAACCAUACUUCGAUUAACUACAUCACCAGCCCAAAAUGCCCUGCAGCUCCACGAGAGGAUCCAGUCUUCUAGUAUGGAUGCCAAGCUGGAGGCACUGAAAGACUUAGCUGGCUAUUCACGCGAUGUAACAUUUGCCCAAGAAUUUAUAAAUCUAGAUGGUAUUUCACUACUUACACAGAUGGUGGAAAGUGGCACUGAACGGUAUCAGAAAUUGCAGAAGAUAAUGAAGCCCUGCUUUGGGGAUAUGUUGUCCUUCACGCUGACCGCAUUUGUCGAGCUGAUGGAUCAUGGCAUAGUAUCCUGGGACACCUUCUCUGUGGCUUUCAUUAAAAAGAUAGCAAGCUAUGUGAACAAAUUUGCUACAGACAUUGCUAUCUUGCAACGAUCACUGGCCAUCUUGGAGUCAAUGGUGCUGAAUAGUCAUGACCUGUAUCAUAAGGUAGCCCAGGAAAUUACCAUCGGCCAGCUAAUCCCACAUCUUCAAGGGGCUGAUCAAGAAAUUCAAACGUAUACCACGGCGGUAAUAAAUGCGCUUUUCCUUAAAGCACCUGAUGACAAGAGGCAGGAGAUGGCAAAUAUUUUAGCACAGAAACAGCUUCGAUCAAUCAUCUUGCAACAUGUCAUCAGAGCUCAGAGAGCCAUCAAUAAUGAAAUGGCACAUCAGCUGUAUGUGCUGCAAGUGCUCACCUUUAACCUGUUGGAAGACAGAAUGAUGACCAAAAUGGACCCUCAAGAUCAGGCUCAGAGGGAUAUCAUAUUUGAACUCCGAAGAAUUGCCUUUGAUGCAGAAUUGGAACCUAACAGCAGCAGCGGCAAUGUUGAGAAACGCAAAUCCAUGUAUACCCGGGAUUACAAAAAGCUUGGCUUCAUUAAUCAUGUGAACCCAGCGAUGGAUUUUACACAGACUCCUCCCGGGAUGCUGGCCCUUGACAACAUGCUGUACUUUGCCAAACAUCAUCAAGAUGCCUACAUCCGGAUUGUCUUGGAAAACAGUAGCCGAGAAGACAAGCACGAAUGUCCAUUUGGUCGAAGUAGUAUUGAAUUGACAAAACUGCUAUGUGAAAUCCUAAAAGUAGGAGAAUUACCCAGUGAGACCGGCAACGAUUUCCACCCAAUGUUCUUCACGCAUGAUAGGUCAUUUGAAGAGUUCUUCUGCAUUUGUAUCCAGCUGUUGAAUAAGACAUGGAAGGAGAUGAGAGCCACAUCUGAAGACUUCAAUAAGGCAAGAUUGCUGGGGGCAGGCACAUCCUAUAGUACAAUUGCCAUCAGCAAGCGAGCAGAGAUUUUUGAGGAAGACUAUGUUGUUUAUAGGUCUCUAACCUUUCAGAAGCACUGCACAGAAAAGAGACAGGAGGAGGAGGAGGAAGCUAAGGAAUAA